GGCAACGGCGGCCUCGGCCAAUCAGCGGCUCCCGGACUCUGCGGCCGGACACCGAGGCGGCUGGAUACCUGUGAGGAGAAGGCAGAGGUCCUAAGAAAAACAAAUCUUUUAACAGAGGAGUUCCCCUUUUCAUUUCCUACUCUGCUUUGAGAACCAGACUAUUUGGGGAGCUAGUUUGGGGAUAUACCAGCAUGGAUCCAAGCAGCGAUUACCAGUUCCUCAAUGAGAUUCUGGGAAAAGCAGUGAAAAUCACCUUGAAAUGUGGCAUCUUCCAGGGAAUAUUGCAGCAUGUGGAUUCCAGCAGAAGUAUCGUUCUGAGCAGAGUGAAGAACUUGGAAACAGGCAGAAGCAUGGCAGGUGUGAAGAUGUUUUUUGGUUAUGAAAUUGUGAAUGUGGAACUGCUGGAGGAACUGGAACAAGAUGCAGCAAGAGGAGCUGCAACUCCCAUCAGGGACAGUCUAGUUACUGGAGGAACUGGAAUGCACAGGGGAGAACCAGCAGAGCACAGCCCACAGAGUUCUACUUGCAUUUCCCCAGAGAGCCGGUUCACCACCCUGAGUAACUUAAAAUAUACCCUGGCAGAGGAGGAAGAAGAGGAAAAUAUGGAGUACAUAGUCAUUGAUCAAUUCCAGCAGAAAUUUGGUCCUGCUAUGCUGCACAUCAAAAAACAGAGUGUUUUUGGUGUGGCAGCAGAGGGUGUUAAUCUGUGUCGUCAUGGAAGACUCUGCUGGCUUCAGGUAGCCACGAGGAGUCGGGUUUUUUUAUUUGAUAUUUUCCUUCUGGGGCCUCGAGUUUUCAAAAAUGGACUGCAAAUGGUGCUGGAAGACAAGAACAUUUUGAAAGUAAGUGUUCAGAAGGGUGGCAGGGUGUGUGUGAAAUGGUUGAACCACAUCAGUAAGAAAUUGCAAUUGGAUAUUGAAUCAACAGCCAUGUUCAAGCAUCUUUCUUCGGUUCUUCAGGUCAUUCAUGACUGCCGUUCGAUCUCAGACUGCCUGUCACAUCAGUAUGGAAUCAUUCUUUCCAACGUGUUUGAUACACAGGUUGCUGAUGUCCUGCAUUUCUCCAAUAUAACAGGUGGGUUCCUUCCACAUCGCAUCAGCUCCCUACAGGAGUGCUUGAUGCGACACCUCGAGAUGUCCCCCAAAAAGGUGUCCUUCCUGGUGUACAGGCAGCAGGCUGUUCAAGAGAAUCCUGAUAUAUGGUUUUUGAGACCUCUUCCACCUUCACUGCUGAAAAUAUUGGCUCUGGAAACCGUUUACCUUCUACCUCUCCGCUUGUUGCUACUGGAUGAGAUGAUGUCUGACUUAACAACCUUGGUGGAUGGAUACUUAAAUUCAUAUCGGGAGGGGUCUGCAGAUCUGCUGGGGAGCACAGAGAUCUCUUGUAUGGAGCUGCCAGAGGAGCUGCAGCAGCUGGCAGAUUUCCAAAAGUUGCGAAGAGAGAAAGCAUUAAAAAAGUACAAGGUAAAUGAGGAGGGUCUCCUGAUCAUACCACCACUGGAAUCCAAAGGAAAGAAGGCAGCAGAGGUAGAAGAAAAACAAGGACAGGAUAGUUGUUGGCUUUCUUCUAAUGGAGCAGCCUUACAAAAGACAUCCUUCCAUCCCCAAGAUCCACUUCAUCAAAAUGAUGAUGAGCAGAAGCAAGUGGUAGAUCACUGGGAAAAUAAAAAGUCUAGCAUCAGCUAUAAAAAUCCAUCCUUUGAAAUGGAGGCAGGAGCAAGAGACUUGGUCAGCUGGAACUCUGCAUCAGAAAACACCCAAGCAAUGGGGAAGGGAUUCUCUCCAGAGCAGAAACCUCACACACAGGCUGCUGGAUCUUUACAAGAAGAGAGAAGUCUAUUGUUCACGAGAAACCAGGAUGAAGACUUAUUUUGUGCAAAGCAUAGCACUAUUGUGUCUGCCUCUACUCCUCCAAAAAUUAGAAAUUCUCUUCAAGAUUCAUUUCAGGUUCCACAGCAGCCCUCACUUUCUGUACUGCCUCCUUGCCCAGUCCUAGAGACUGUUGGUUUGUGGCAGAACCCAUCCUUGAAGAUGACCCAGACCUAUAUUUCCAAUUUCCCAGUAAGGCCAGAAAGGGGAGGGAGUUCAGCAGUUCGCUUUGCCUUCCCUUCAGGUCUCAGCUGCCGGAUGCCAGCACCAAGCCCUGCAGGAAAAUAGCAGAGCUAUUUUCAUUACUCUUUCAAAAAAAGAAAAGAUAAUUGUCUCCACCGUCCUGUCAGUACAAGUGUCUUCAAGAAUGUUUAGGUAUUGGAGAAAAGUAUUUCAUUUCUGUUCCCCACUUGUUGAAAUAGUUCUACAGAACUCUCACCCAGUUCCAGCAAAGCUUCUGUAGUGCAGACGAGGCCCUACUGUAGAUAUAGCUUGCUGGUAUAGUUUAUAUCAGUCCCCUGAACUAAGUAAGCUAUAACAGCAAAAGCACUCUUGCGCCGGUAUAACUGCAUUUUACCUAGGACUUUUGCUGGUAUAAAAAAAUCACAUCCCUAGAUGAUAUUACUGUAUCUGCAAAAAUUUCUAGUGUAGACCUGACCUAAGUGUGACAACACUGAUGUAGACUUAGCUCCAUCAUUUUCGCAAACUGAUAAAGUAACAGCUGUGUAGCAUGGGAUUGCUCAAGAUUGUCCAUGAUUUGGUAAAUACAUAUAAUUAAGUAUUGCUUGGUCAGCACUCUUGAUAUUUUGGAAGAGAAAGUCACCUCAUUCCAUUGGGAGUGGGGGGAGAAAUGGGGAGGUUGUGUUGUGAAGUUUUGUGGCUGGUUGUCUGCAGUAAGAUUUCACUGAGCACUAACAGUGUACGUAAUAGGGAGGAGGUAUGGUUCUCUGCCCCAAGAAGAUUGCACUCUUGUGGUCCCCUCAUUCUUAGAUUGCAGAGUUUCAUUAAUUAAAUGUGAGGCUGUUUCACUAUCAUAUGGAAUCCAGGGUUUGUGCUUUUGAAUGUAUACAAAUACUUGUUUGAGUUGUGUUGACUGGGACACAAACUGUUGAGCCAUUGAUUUCCAGUUGUCAGCCUGUGAUGUAUAUGUGCAUUUUUGAAGUAUUCUUGCCAGGGAAAACAAACUCCAGAUAUUUUUACAAACAAUACUAAACUAGCAGUUCUGAAAUAGGACUUUCUUUUGGUACUGGCUUACUUUUUUUUCAUUGUUGUGGGGAAGGUGUUUCAGAGGUGGAUCAUGCUCCCUAUAUCAGUGCAUUUUGGGGGCUAAAGAGAGACAAGCUUCCACAAGUUCUCUGAAACAUUUACAUUAUUCUGUAUUGAAGAAAAAAAUCCAGGUUCUGCUGUCAUGGUUUAAAUAAAAAAAUAAAACCAGU
Malaclemys terrapin pileata is the source of this 3304-nucleotide messenger RNA. RefSeq names its product exonuclease 3'-5' domain containing 1 (gene EXD1). The record is from RefSeq and is a predicted model, not a curated record. Bases 192 to 2156 code for a protein of 654 amino acids. Gene Ontology annotation, biological process: nucleobase-containing compound metabolic process. Lineage: Eukaryota; Metazoa; Chordata; Testudines; Emydidae. The transcript is spliced from 11 exons. Gene Ontology annotation, molecular function: 3'-5' exonuclease activity; nucleic acid binding.